Messenger RNA from Sphaerodactylus townsendi, 1574 nucleotides. It is a transcript of the gene ISY1, whose product is annotated as ISY1 splicing factor homolog. The record is from RefSeq and is a predicted model, not a curated record. Bases 85 to 933 code for a protein of 282 amino acids. Gene Ontology annotation, cellular component: post-spliceosomal complex; catalytic step 2 spliceosome; post-mRNA release spliceosomal complex. NCBI's taxonomy places the organism in Eukaryota, Metazoa, Chordata, Lepidosauria, Squamata, Sphaerodactylidae. Gene Ontology annotation, biological process: mRNA 3'-splice site recognition; generation of catalytic spliceosome for second transesterification step. The transcript is spliced from 11 exons.
UCACGCAUGCGUCCUCUGCUUUCACAGAAGCGAUUUUUGCAGCUUCCGUCGGAAUAGCGAGCGUGCGUCGAGGAUACCAUCGCCAUGGCUCGAAAUGCAGAAAAGGCCAUGACGGCCUUAGCAAGAUUUCGCCAAGCUCAAUUGGAGGAAGGAAAAGUCAAGGAACGAAGGCCUUUUCUUGCAUCAGAGUGUAAUGAACUUCCUAAAGCUGAGAAAUGGAGACGUCAGAUUAUCGGUGAAAUUUCCAAGAAAGUGGCACAAAUUCAAAAUGCUGGGUUAGGUGAAUUCAGAAUUCGUGACUUAAAUGAUGAAAUUAACAAACUUCUCAGAGAAAAGGGACACUGGGAGGUCCGAAUAAAAGAGGUGGGAGGACCUGAUUAUGCGAGAAUUGGCCCCAAAAUGCUGGAUCAUGAAGGCAAAGAAGUUCCAGGAAAUAGGGGCUACAAGUAUUUUGGAGCUGCUAAAGAUUUGCCUGGUGUCAGGGAGCUUUUCGAAAAAGAACCUCUCCCUCCUCCAAGGAAGACUCGAGCUGAACUCAUGAAAGCUAUUGAUGCCGAAUACUAUGGCUAUCGAGAUGAGGAUGAUGGUGUUUUGGAACCACUGGAACAGGAGCAUGAAAGAAAAGUUAUUGCAGAAGCAGUGGAGAAAUGGAAAACAGAGAGAGAAGCACGACUUGCAAGUGGGGACAAGGAAGAGGAGGAGGAGGAAGAAAACAUCUAUGCAGUAAAUGAUGAUGAGUCUGAUGAAGAAAGUGGAAAGGAAAAAGAAGGUGAAGAUAGCCAGCAGAAGUUUAUUGCCCAUGUCCCAGUGCCUUCACAACAGGAGAUUGAAGAAGCCCUUGUCCGAAGAAAGAAGAUGGAACUUCUUCAGAAAUAUGCCAGUGAAGCUCUUAUGGCUCAAAGUGAAGAGGCUAAAAGGCUUUUAGGACUGUAAUUGUUCGUGAUGCUUCUGUUUAUAAUCCAUCCUAAGACAGUAGAUGACUUUGGGAGCAGCUUCUUAAAGCACUUUGAUUCUGGAGAAAGUAAUGUUAUCUUUGCCAGUUCUUAAAACUGUAAGUGGCCUUUACCUGAGCAGAUUUCAUUGUGAAUCUCAUUUCUAGUAAGUUUUAUGCUCAACCUUCCCAGUGAUUCCAGAUGACCAGCAACCUUGCCUCUAAGCUCUCUUUUUCUAGUUUGCAUUUGCUUGAUUUCAGCUUUAUGAAGCAAUUUCUGCUGUGGUGAAUGCUGUUAGAUUAAAAAGUGCAUACUGUAAUAUACUAUUCUACUGACUAGUCAGUAGUAUACAAUAACAUUUAUCAAAGGGUUUAUUUAGCUUAUCCUGUGGCCUGCAAAUUUGAGAUAGGAUUGGAAGGCACAUUUUAUAGCAGCUGGAGUUUUAUUGUUCUGGUUUUGCAGGAGAGCUGAUAUUCUGUCCAAACAAUGCAGUUUUACAGUAGCAUGCUCAAAGCUCUUUGGAGUAGCUGCUCACUUGGUUGGAUUUCAAAUGUGCUGGAUAUUUCAGCUAGUAAUACUGUGAAUACUACUUCACCUUUGUAAUGUUUCUCAAAACUUUUCAGUAAAAAUGUUUUAUACAUA